UUCCUUUCUUCUUUCCGGGCUAAAAUUGCUCCUCCUUGAGAAUUGAGGGACUGAGAGAUCUUGCAUUAACUAACAAAAUCUGUUGGAAGAGGAUUUUCAUCAUCUGCUUCUAAGAUGUCUUACUCCAGAAGAUCAAGGUAUUCUCAAUCACCUCUGUACAAGCGGUAUGGUAGGUCUGUUUCCAGGUCUCUGUCAAGGUCAAGAUCUAGGAGCUUUUCAAGGAGCCCAUCAAGAGAUGCGGAGAAUCCUGGCAACAAUUUGUAUGUGACAGGGUUGUCUCCUCGGAUUACCAAGAGAGAGUUGGAGAAGCAUUUUGCAAGCGAGGGAAAAGUGAUAGACGUUCACCUGGUUGCUGAUCCAUGGACAAGAGAAUCACGAGGGUUUGGAUUUGUGACAAUGGAAACUGUUGAGGAGGCUGACCGAUGUGUUAAGUAUCUGAAUUCGUCUGUACUGGAAGGGCGUGUCAUCACAGUAGAAAAGGCUAGAAGAGGUCGGGGUCGAACCCCAACACCUGGGAGGUAUCUUGGGCUAAGGACUGUUCGAGUGCGUCGUCAUCGAUCUUCAAGCUAUUCUCCUCGCCGCUCCUCAAGUUAUUCUCCUUACGGAAGAAGCUAUAGUCGAUCACCAUAUUCUUCUGAUCGCAGCAGGAGUCGUUCUUAUUCUCCUUAUCGCAGUCGACGGAGGUCUUGCUCCCCAUAUUAUUAUAGUCGGGAUAGAUCAUAUUCUCCUUAUUAUCGCCGAAGAUCCUAUUCUCCUUAUUAUCGUCACAGGUCAUGCUCUCGAUUCUGCUCACCAUACAGCAGGUCACCUGUCAGAAGGCGCGAUAGAUCAUACUCUCCUUAUGACUCGCCUGACGAUCGCUACUACAGAAGAUACCGUUAUAGGUCCAUUUCCCCAAGUGCCUCCCCAAGGCCAAGGAGAAGCUCGAGGUGGUAUUCUCGCAGUGUCUCUCCUGUGAAGAGGAGGAGCUUAAGGAGGAGCUAUUCUCGGAGUCUGUCCCCUAGGCCAAGGAGGAGUUCACGAAGGAGGAGCUAUUCUCCAAGUCUGUCCCCAAGACCAAGGAGGAGCUCACGAAGGAGCUAUUCUCGCAGCAUUUCUCCCAGACCAAGAGGCAGUAGAAGGGUUUCUUCUAAACGUUAUAGAAGCUACUCAAGAAGUCCAAGUGUGAGUGCAAGUUCAAGAUCGGUAUCAAGGUCUUCUACUCCUGGAUCAGCGUCUCCUUGAAAUUUGCUGGUUCUGUUUUGGCUUUGCCUUUAUAUUCCUAGUUAUUAUUGGUGGGGACCAGAUAUGUGGUAGUGUAUUUGAUUUUUUUAGCUGUGUAAGGAUUAGUCUCAGUAGACAGUAUUCCAUCGUUUAUCAUAUUAAAUAAAUAAUAAUAUUAAUGGUGGCAAA
Molecule: messenger RNA, 1392 nt
Organism: Neltuma alba
Lineage: Eukaryota; Viridiplantae; Streptophyta; Magnoliopsida; Fabales; Fabaceae
Product: serine/arginine-rich splicing factor SR45a-like
Exons: 7
Coding region: 115-1224 (369 amino acids)
Molecular function (GO): RNA binding
Source: RefSeq, a predicted model, not a curated record